AUGGCAAAGACCACUCUGUUGGCAAGAACUGUAGACCCAUCAGCCUAUUUCGCGCCACCGCCAAAAUCAUGGAAAGAAUCCUCAUGCCUCGCAUCGAGACCGAUUCCGACAGAGCACGUUUACCGCAAGCACCACUCAAGCGAAACAGCCCUUCACCACAAUGUCGCCGACAUCACGCGCGGUUUCAACCAGAAGAAACCUGCCGACAGAACUAUCCUGGUUGCGCUUGAUCUCCUUGCUGCCUUUGAUACGGUGGAUCCCAGUUGCCUCGCCGAGCGAGUUCUGUUCAACCCAGCGCCGAACAUCUCGCAGAAACCAGCAAGCUCUGGGAACAACGACAACUCCAAACUGAUUGCUGCCAAACUUGACGAAGGAGAUAUCAAGGGAGCUGUCAGGUUGGCAGCCAGCGACGAUACUUUCUUGCCACCGACUCUUGAGAACAAAACACUGCUCGGUGCGAAACACCCUCCUGCACCCGCAGACGAAGCUACACCCCCAUCUAAUGACUGUGUUCAACUUCAACUAGGAGCUGGUGUUAAACACGGGAGUGAGGUGGCGGCCCAUGUAGCGCGCGAUUUCAUUGAAUGCGCAGAACGUGAUCAAGCCUUUGUCAAAAUUGACUUUGCCAACGCCUUCAACAGUGUAAGACGUGAUGUCAUUUUGAAAGCCAUCAAUGAACACGUCCCGGAGAUCCUUAGCUUUGUGAAACUCUGCUACAAAGAAAGCAGUUUCUUGAUAUAUGGUGCCUUCACCAUCAAAUCAACAGAAGGGUUUCAGCAAGGCGAUCCCUUGGCUACCUUUGGCUUUUGUCUUGUCCUACAUCCUGCUUUGCAGAACCUCUUGAGCAAGCUGAAAACUGGAUACCUGGAUGACGUUGCUUUUGCGGAUGAAUGGCGCACCACUCUCCAUGAUCUUCUGAGUAUCAAACAAGCAUCUGGUCUGCGUCUAGGAGCCCCAGUAACCGCACAACACACGUGCAAAUGUGGCUAUGUCGCAGCAACAGAUGGAAGACACGCACUUGUCUACCCGAAGAUCAAGCACAGGUUCAUCAGACACUCCAAUGGCAACAUGAUCCUUAAAGAUUCUAUAAAAUCACUCGGCAUCAGUUCCACACUAGAACCUAUCGGGCUGCUACGCAAAGAUGGACGCAGACCAGAUGGACACACACUAAUGCCAUGGCAGCGAGGACGGAUCUUGGCAUGGGAUUUCACAUGUAUAAGUCGUUUGGCAAACUCUAAUCUGCGAAUGGGAGUUCUUCCGGGUGCAAAUGCAGCUUCCGAGGCCGAAGUCCGCAAAAGAAACCACUAUUCAGACCUACCUUCCACUAAAAUGGACGCGCUUUUGCCGUAUGAAUAUGAAAUCAUCGAGCAGGCGCUCUCGGAAGAUUCACUGAAUAUUGUUGCACGAGGGCUGUGCAUUGAAAGGAUCUUCUCUCACCUUUUGAAAGCUUUCUGUGUGCGAACAAAUCUAGUUAUUGUAGUAAAUGCUACUAAAGAAGACACUGCUUGCUUUCAAGAGCAUUUGUCUGAUGCUGAUGCAUUACCAAGAUCUCUAACGACUGAGACGACCAGUUCGGUGACUGAAAGAGUUAAAAUUUACAAAACCGGAGGAGUGCUCUUCGUCACUUCGAGAAUCUUGAUAUUGGAUUUUCUAACGAACAGAAUUCCAGUUGAAUUUCUAACCGCAUUGUUCAUAUACCGCGCAGAGCGUCUUCUUCUGUCGCAUCAGGAGGCCUUCAUCACUCGCUUGUACCGCCAGAAGAACAGUUCAGGAAGAAUAUGUGCUUUCAGUGAAGUGCCAACCGCAUUUAUGGGUACCCACAGUAAGGCUGAACGUGUAAUGCGUAUGUGCAACCUGAAAAGACUUAACAUCUGGCCCCGUUUCCGGAGCUCAAUUGCUAAGUGUUUUGACUCGUUGGCUCCGGAAGUGCUGGAGAACCAAACAAAGCUGACUCAAACUAUGCUGAAGAUUCAGGGGAACAUUCUUGAACUUAUCAAGGCCUGUUGUAGUGAGAUUAAAAGAGAAAACCCUUCAUUAGGGGACGAAGAGUUUUCAGUAGACAGUGUUUUGUCGUAUGAUUUCGAAAGACAAGUGCGAACCAUGUUAGAUCCAGUCAGUUUUUCUGUGAGUAGAAAGUCGAAGCAGCUCUUGACUGAUCUGAAAACAUUGCGAAACAUUUUGAUAAAUCUUCUGCAAAGAGACUGCGUGUCCUUUUACCAUUUCAUAAACGAAAUUCGAAAGAAUGAAGAGGUCUUCGCAAGCAACACUGGCUGGCUUUUCAUGAAAGAGGCGGAUAGUUUAUUUACUAAUGCAAAGCUAAGAGUGUUCGGUUCUGAUGCCGAUAAAGAAAAGCGAAAAACGCUGGAAGAAAAUCCGAAGUGGAGAGCUCUAAAGGAAAUCAUGAAAGAGAUUGACAUGGAAAACGAAAAAUUGCCAGAGGAUCAGAAAUCAAAGGGACGAAUAUUUGUAGGCGUCAGAGACAACAAAACGAGCGAAAUGCUACGCCAGUAUUUGUACAAAGGGACUCAGUUUUUGGAAUAUAAACUGAAACAGGCUGAAGAAACAGACGAUACGCCUACUGCUUCUAGUCAGGAAAACAAGGAUGAUUCCUCAAAGAAUGAGCUGUCUGCCAAAAACCCGAAGAAAGCCAAAAUUCAGACACUGGACAAACAAAGACUUAUGUCUGAUUUUGUUGCAGAUCAGAAGAAAAUAGAGGAGGACAUUUUGCAAAUAAUAUCGGACGAAGCAUUAGUGCAGUGCAACGAAGAACCAAUCACCGUGUUCCACUCAUAUAGAUCCUCACACGAUUUGAUUAGGAACCUCUACCGUCUGUGUCCGCGCUAUGUAAUCCUGUACGAUCCUCAAGUUGAUUUUGUCAGGCAAAUCGAAGUGUACGCUGCAAGUAUUCAGAAACCGAUCAAAGUCUAUUUCAUGGUCUACAAAGACUCCGUUGAAGAGCAGAGUUUCCUCAUUUCCUUGCAGAAAGAGAAGCUAGCUUUCGACAAACUAAUGCAAGAAAAGGCCUCGAUGGGUGCAGUAGACAUGGAUUCGCAUAAACGGGGAACGGUGUCAACUAGGGACCCGUAUGAAUCAGUGAGCACACGGAAAGCAGGAGGAGCUACUGAAGCAGAGACAGGAGUAGACGAGAACCCACGAGUCAUCGUGGAUAUGCGCGAGUUCAGGAGUGAUCUGCCUCCCAUGUUACACCAGAGGGGUAUAGACAUUGAGCCAGUGACCUUGGAAGUGGGCGACUAUCUGCUGAGUGAUGACUUGUGCGUUGAACGGAAGAGCAUUGCUGACUUGAUUGGUUCUCUCAAUUCUGGAAGACUCUAUACUCAGGCGACAGCCAUGUGCAGAUUGUACAAGAAGCCAAUUCUGCUGAUUGAGUUUGACCCCUCGAAACCGUUCAACAUGUCAGAGAAAGGAAAAAUCUCGCAGGACGUUUCAUCUAACGACAUCCAAACCAGACUGGCUCUUUUAACUGUUCACUUCCCUGCUUUAAAAAUUAUCUGGUCGGAAGGGGCUCUGCAAACUGCCAAUAUUUUCGCCGAUUUGAAACACAAAAGACCGCAACCUGAUGUAUCGAAACUACCUGGAAUCGAAUCUGCAGAAUCGUCAAUAUUUGACGUUUCAUUUGACCAAAAUUUCAAUUUUGCGUCUCGUGAUUUGAUUAAUAAAUUGCCUGGAUUGACCAGCAAAAGCGAAACUCUGAUUUUUGAGAAUUUUGAACAUUUUCAAGACCUAGCCAAUUGCAGUCAGGAGGAAAUCAAAGAAAAAACUACGCGCAGUGAUGUAGCUGGCAAUAUUUUUGAGUUUAUGAAUCACAGCCAUAAAUCUGCUAUUAUGGCAUCGAAAAAUAAAAAUGAUCACAGAAAAGCCCCAACACGGUUCAGGCCUACGAAGAAAUAAUUUUGACAUCUGAAUUGAUCUGAUUGAAUUUGAAAUUUGCUUUUUUGUAAAUAUUUAGAUAUAAUUUAUCAAACACAUCUAUC
This is a messenger RNA of Symsagittifera roscoffensis, 3992 nucleotides long. RefSeq names its product DNA repair endonuclease XPF-like. Gene Ontology annotation, cellular component: nucleotide-excision repair factor 1 complex. Gene Ontology annotation, molecular function: damaged DNA binding; single-stranded DNA endonuclease activity; single-stranded DNA binding. The record is from RefSeq and is a predicted model, not a curated record. Gene Ontology annotation, biological process: resolution of meiotic recombination intermediates; double-strand break repair via homologous recombination; nucleotide-excision repair involved in interstrand cross-link repair. Bases 1 to 3909 code for a protein of 1302 amino acids. Lineage: Eukaryota; Metazoa; Xenacoelomorpha; Acoela; Convolutidae. The transcript is spliced from 9 exons.